AUGGCCUUGUUUGGUGACGAGGAUGGGGAUGUGGGCCCGUUCGUCAUGGCGGAGGUGGAGGGAGGCGACGAGUGGUUUCCCUUUUCGCUAGACAACCUGGAGAUGGACCGCGCGUGCAACGCCUCGUUGCAAGAUGACUCGAGACCUAUGGACCAGGAUGGCGACGGAGAGACCGACCAAGACGACGACGUCGACGCCGGAAACCCUUCCGCGGAGGCGUCCGGUCCAGGACCACCACCGCCGGCCCCGAACCCUGGCGGCGGCGGCGGCGGCGGCGGGAACGGCUGGAACGAGGACAGGUACCAGCAGCAGGACGGCGGUAGCAGCAACGGCAGCAGUGGUGGGGGGGGGGCGGACUCAAACGCGAAGGUCCAGCAGGGGCGUGGCGGCGCGCGGAAGGGGGUCGUGGUGUCGGAGCCCAAGAUUAGGUUGGACAAGGUCAAGCCGGAGGCGAAGGAGGUUCACGCCUCCCACGACCGAAAAAGGCAUACCUCGGAAGCAGCGGCGCCGGCGAAGCGCUCCUCCCGGGGCGAAAAAAGCGGCGGCGGUAGCAGCAGCAAGAGCAGGCAAAAGCACCACCACCCCGCCGGCGGCAUGGCCGGCGGCGUCGGGGGCAUGACGGGGAGGGUGGAGGGGCAGGCCGGCUGGACAACGUCGUCCGACACAAAACAUAGCACCCGGACAGGUGGGGGCGGGGAUGGGGGCGAUGGAGGCACGACAACGAAGGCGUCGAAAACGAGUUCGAGUUCGGGCGUUAGCGGCGGCGGGAACGGCGGGUCGAUGACCAAGGCACCCACGGUGCAAAACAAGAGGCGGUUGGAGCGGAACGCGCGAGAGCAGAAGCGGUCUCUAAAGAUCAGCCAGCGCAUCGAGGACCUGCGGCGGAUGCUGAGCCAGUUCGGGGUGGACGUUAAGGCAAGCAAGUCUGCCGUCCUCUCCGAAGCGACGGACUACAUCGCGCACCUGCAGCGCCAGCACGCGCAGUCGGAAGCGGAGCGCGCGAGAAUCCUCCAGCUCUUGCACAACUCGAGAGCAGCGUCACCGUCAUCGGCGGCAGCGGCGGCGGCCGCAGCGGGCGCGGGUACGGCGGCCGGCCGAACAGUGAAGCCGCCGCCUUCGGGCGCCCCCGCCCCGGCUCUUCCCCCGCAGCAGCACGGCGGUGGCGAUCGCGGCGCUGGCGUUGGGGUUGUCGUCGAAAGGCCGUCGUCAAACACGAUGUUGGACACGCUGCUGUCGCUCGACGACGAUGGCGACAUGGGGAGACCAACGUCAGCCAUGACGGCGGCGAGAGCGAUGGUGUUUCCUCCGCCGACCCCGCCGCAACAGGGCGAGGAGCAGAUCGUGCCGGGGUUCCCGAGCUUGUCGGCGACUGCCAGAAGGGGCGCCGACGGGAUGCCCGUGGCCCCGUCGGCAGCGGCGGGGGCGGCGGCGGCGGCUACCGGCAGGGCGCCGGUGGCGAUGGGCGGCGCGGUCGGCGGUACGGGGUCGGCCUCGGGGGCGGCCAACCUUGCGGCCACCGCGCGCGCGCUGUCGCACGUGAACUACGAGAGGGUGUUCCGGACGCUGCCGAUGCCGAUGGCCAUCGCCAACGUGAACGGCAACCUCGUGGACUGCAACACCCGGCUGACCCAGGUCACGGGUUUCAGGAAGGAGGAGGCGUUGUUCAUGACGAUAUUCGACCUCGUGGCGGACCCGUUCCUCCAGCACACUUUCAGCAUGAUCAGUUCGAUCCUCAGCAUGCGCGGAGUCACUGGCAACCCCCCGUUCUUCCAGGUGCCGGGCAAGAUCUUCAACGGCAACCCGGGGGGGGGCGUGGUUCAGAUCUCCGCCGUCCACGAUGACCAGCUCAGACCAAUGCACUUCUGCAUCUGCAUCCUCGACUCCCCCGCCACCGGCGGUGUCUCCGCCCCCGCUUCUGCAGCAGCAGCAGCUGCUGCUGUUGCUGCCACUGCUGCCGGUGGUACGGCCGGGGUAGGCGGCGGCGGGGGUAGCGGCGGCAGCGGUAGCGGCAGCUGCGUUCGUAUUAGAGCUAAUGUCGGUUGACCGAACAGUCGGGCCGUCGUCUCUAGUGUUGUUUCGGGCUGUAAUUUCGUGAGGUAGGCAAUGUGACAUCAGAUCGAUCGAUGUGAACGGAGGAGGCAGACUUAAGGGGCGCGCGGUUUGUUGGGUCGAUUGGAUCCAUUCAUUUUCUCAUGGAUUUGGCGUUGUUUUUUUUUUGUUUUUUUCAACGAGGGUGCUGGA
Ectocarpus siliculosus is the source of this 2241-nucleotide messenger RNA. The record is from the annotation of a GenBank genome assembly. Lineage: Eukaryota; Phaeophyceae; Ectocarpales; Ectocarpaceae.